Molecule: messenger RNA, 3510 nt
Organism: Thamnophis sirtalis
Lineage: Eukaryota; Metazoa; Chordata; Lepidosauria; Squamata; Natricidae
Source: RefSeq, a predicted model, not a curated record
UUUGCUGGAAUUUCUGUUGUUAGGAAAAUUUGCCUGGAGUCAGAAUAAGUGGAGGCCUUUCCAAUUUGUCUUUCUCCUUCCGAGGAAUGGAAGCUAUUCGAGAAGCAAUGCAUGGGGUUUUUCUUUUCCAUGCAAUUAAGCAUGGAAUGGACAUGGGGAUUGUGAAUGCAGGAAAUCUGCCAGUAUAUGAUGACAUCCAAAAGGAACUUUUACAGUUGUGUGAAGAUUUGAUAUGGAAUAAAGAUCCAGAUGCAACGGAAAAACUUUUGCAUUAUGCUCAGACCCAUGCUCAAGGAGGGAAAAAAGUGGUACAGACCGAUGAAUGGAGAAAUGGAGCUGUAGAAGAAAGACUGGAGUAUGGCCUUGUUAAGGGCAUUGAGAAAUAUGUGAUUGAGGAUACCGAAGAGGCUAGACAAAACAAAGAGAGGUAUCCCAGACCCCUGAAUAUAAUUGAGGGGCCCCUGAUGAAUGGCAUGAAAAUAGUUGGUGAUCUUUUUGGAGCUGGCAAGAUGUUUCUUCCUCAGGUGAUUAAAUCCGCUAGAGUUAUGAAGAAAGCGGUGGGUCAUCUUAUCCCAUUCAUGGAGAAGGAUAGAGAAGAAUUACGUGCGUUGUCUGGUAGCACGGAGGAAGAUAAUCCUUAUCAAGGCACUAUUGUGUUAGCUACUGUGAAAGGUGAUGUCCACGAUAUUGGCAAGAACAUUGUAGGAGUCGUUCUGGGCUGCAAUAAUUUCAGAGUUAUAGAUUUGGGAGUUAUGACACCAUGUGACAAGAUACUUAAAGCUGCUCUUGAAAACAAAGCAGAUAUAAUUGGCUUGUCUGGUCUUAUCACUCCAUCUUUGGAUGAGAUGAUAUCUGUUGCCAAAGAAAUGGAAAGACUAGAAAUAAGGAUCCCUUUACUGAUUGGAGGAGCAACUACUUCCAAAACUCAUACAGCUGUAAAAAUUGCUCCACGGUAUAGUGCUCCUGUCAUUCAUGUCCUGGAUGCCUCCAAAAGUGUGGUUGUUUGCUCUCAGCUUUUAGAUGAAACUCUAAAAGAUGACUUUUUUGAAGAAAUACGAGACGAGUAUGAAGACAUUCGACAGGAUCAUUAUGACUCACUCAAGGAAAGAAAAUACUUGUCUUUAGAGCAAGCAAGAAAUAAACGCUUCUAUUGUGACUGGAAAACUGAGACUAAACCAGUUAAACCACAGUUUCUUGGCACUAGAGUCUUUGAAGAUUAUGACUUACAGAAGCUGGUGGACUAUAUUGACUGGAAACCAUUUUUUGAUGUCUGGCAGCUUAGAGGCAGAUAUCCCAACCGGGGAUUCCCUAAAAUCUUCAACGAUAAAGUAGUGGGAGAAGAGGCAAAAAAAGUUUACAACGAAGCUCAAAACCUGCUGAAAAGUUUGAUUACAGAAAACAAGCUUAAAGCCACAGGUCUGAUUGGAUUUUGGUCAGCUCGAAGCAUUAAAGAUGAUAUUUACUUAUAUGAUACAGAAGAGAAGCUACACAAUUUGGAACCAAUAGCUAGGUUCUGUGGCUUACGACAACAGGUUGAAAAAGAUUCUGGUUCCACAGAUCCCUAUUAUUGCUUGUCUGAUUUUAUAUCCCCCCUGGAGUCUGAUGUUCCUGACUACUUGGGGAUCUUUGCUGUGGCAUGCUUUGGAGUAGAUGAGCUAUGUAAAGAAUAUGAAAAACAGUCAGAUGACUACAGCAUUAUAAUGGUGAAAGCACUAGCAGAUCGGUUAGCAGAGGCAUUUGCAGAAGAACUUCAUGAACGAGUUCGGAAAGAAUUUUGGGCUUAUUGUACAAAUGAACAGUUGGAAUUUUCAGAUCUGCGUAAAAUAAGAUACGAUGGGAUUCGCCCAGCACCUGGUUAUCCAUGUCAACCUGACCACACAGAAAAAAUCACUAUGUGGAGACUUGCCAAUAUUGAGGAAGCUACAGGUAUUCAGUUAACAGAAUCCCUAGCAAUGUUCCCUGCCUCAGCAAUAUGUGGUCUCUACUUUUCCAAUCCGGCUUCUAGGUAUUUUGCUGUUGGGAAAAUAUUGAAAGAUCAGGUUGAAGACUAUGCCUUAAGAAAAAAUAUGUCUGUGGCAGAAGUUGAAAAAUGGCUUGGACCUAUUCUUGGAUAUGAUUCAGAGUAAAAAAAAUAGGGUGAUUGAUUGAUUGGUUGUUAAUCAGCUGAUAUACAUAAGAGAAAACAUUCACAAGCAGAAUAGGGAGGGGAUUUGUGUCUGUGUUGGGGGGCAGUAUUGUUUCUCCAUUUCAUACUGUCUAGCAAAGUCCACCAAACUUGUGGAACAAAUGUGGGAGAAAACUGUGCUUCCUCAUUUUCUGAUUCAUUUUAAAUAAACAAGAAACAGCUGUUCUGUGGGUAACCCUUCAAAUGAUUAUUCAGUGUAGCUAUCUGCUACGGAGAAAAUAAAUGAUAUCUAAUUGUAAAAUAUUCUCUGCACUACAUCAAACCUACAAUAAGCUAUAAAACAACAAACCUAAAAUAAUUCUUAGAUAUGAAGUGUAUCUCUGUUUUGGCUAUCCUGGAAAUCUUGUCCAUUUACGUACAUGCAUAUGCAUGUUACCACGAGCUAUUUAAAAUAAAGACACUCUUUUCUUUCUAAAUUAAAGAUCAUUCUAAUUGCAUUUGGGAUUUUGAUGUGUGUGUAUAUGAAAUAUCCUUUGUCUAGAUGUUUAAAUUCUUUUUUAAUGGAAUAGUUUCAUAAAGAAAUAAAAGGCAAGAUAAAAAAAUCAAAUACAUGAAUAUUUCAUGAAAAGUAUUGCAAAUAUUAUACUAAAUCUGUAAUUCACUACUGAUACUGUAAUCUGUAAUUUUGUCUUCUGAGAAUAUAGCCAUUGGGCAUUGUUUUAUAGUCAUAAGAAAAAGGUCAGCAACUAUUUGCACUGACAUGUCCCUCUAUUUUAUGGGGUCUUACUUAUAUUUAAUAUAAUUGUAUGUGUAUUUAAUAGGUGGUGCCAGUGCUUUAGAUUCAUUUGGAAGAGGCAUUUCAGAAUGACUUGGGCUGUGAAUGCAACACUUUUCUGCAAUUCAUAGCAGUCACUUUUUUUCAGAAAUAUGAUCAGGGAAAAAGGCCCUAGUUGCUUUAGUGAGAUUAUAACAGUUGCCUUUGUGGCGCUCAUGUUUUCUGAAAUACUUUUUCCCAAUUGAAUUCCAUCAAGCACUGCAUAGCUUUACUAUUUAAUAGCAAAUUGGCUCAGAAAUUAAAAGAAAUGCGAGAGAUUAAUAAGUGCCUUGAUUCUUAAUUCCUUCUUAAUAUACUGGAAUAUAUGUCUGAAUAGUAAAGAAAUAUGGGAAAAGGGGCCCACAAUAGUGUUACCUCCUUGCUUCAGGAGACUAUGGUACACAUUCACAUGAACAGUUCUAGAAGUUACGGAGUUCAUAUUUGCAUAUAAGCCCAAGAAUACUUUUCAGACUUUUCCACUUAAGUUGUGGUGAUUGUAGUUCACAGGGGCCCCUCUUGUCAUUACUGUGUUCAUGUUUUUUUUUCUAAAUAAAGAAUUAUUAUUAUAAUC